AUGUCGUCGGUGAUUGAGAUGCCGCAUGCGAGCUCGGUGGGCGCGUCGGCGCCCCACAAGUACAGUGUGAUUCUGCCAACGUACAAUGAGCGGCACAAUUUGCCGAUUAUCGUGUUUCUCCUGUGCCGCAUGUUCCAGGAAAACAACCUCGAAUACGAGAUCGUGAUUGUUGACGACAACUCGCCGGACGGGACACAGACGAUCGCGCGCCAGCUCGCGGCGCUGUAUGGCCCGGAGCGUAUCGUGCUGCGCCCGCGUGCGGGCAAGCUCGGUCUGGGCACCGCCUACAUCCACGGCCUCGAGGCGUGCACGGGCGACUUUGUGGUGAUUAUGGACGCGGACUUUUCGCACCACCCCAAGUUUAUUCCCGACAUGAUCGCACUGCAGCUCGAGACGAACGCCGACAUCGUGCAGGGCACGCGGUACUCGGGCCCGUCGACCGGCGCGGGCGUCUACGGCUGGGACCUCAAGCGGAAGCUUGUGAGCCGCGGUGCCAACGUCCUGGCGACGUUUGUGCUCGACCCGCGUACGACGGAUGUUACGGGAAGCUUCCGCCUGUACAAGCGGCCCGUGAUCCAGACGCUGAUCAGCCAGGUCACGUCCAAGGGCUACGUGUUCCAAAUGGAGAUCCUCGUGCGCGCCAAGGCACUGGGCUACUCGGUGGUCGAGGUGCCGAUUACCUUCUGCGACCGCCUGUACGGCGAGAGCAAGCUCGGCGGCGACGAGAUUGUGAGCUACGCCAAGGGCGUGUGGCAGCUGUUUGUUGGCAUAUAG
Malassezia japonica is the source of this 774-nucleotide messenger RNA. It is a transcript of the gene DPM1, whose product is annotated as dolichyl-phosphate beta-D-mannosyltransferase. The transcript is spliced from 4 exons. The record is from RefSeq and is a predicted model, not a curated record. Lineage: Eukaryota; Fungi; Basidiomycota; Malasseziomycetes; Malasseziales; Malasseziaceae. Bases 1 to 774 code for a protein of 257 amino acids. Gene Ontology annotation, biological process: protein O-linked glycosylation via mannose; GPI anchor biosynthetic process; dolichol-linked oligosaccharide biosynthetic process. Gene Ontology annotation, molecular function: dolichyl-phosphate beta-D-mannosyltransferase activity. Gene Ontology annotation, cellular component: endoplasmic reticulum membrane.